Vanessa atalanta (red admiral) is the source of this 2225-nucleotide messenger RNA. RefSeq names its product isocitrate dehydrogenase [NAD] subunit gamma, mitochondrial-like (gene Idh3g). The coding region runs from base 95 to 1261 and encodes 388 amino acids. Gene Ontology annotation, biological process: tricarboxylic acid cycle; isocitrate metabolic process. Gene Ontology annotation, cellular component: mitochondrion. Lineage: Eukaryota; Metazoa; Arthropoda; Insecta; Lepidoptera; Nymphalidae. The record is from RefSeq and is a predicted model, not a curated record. The transcript is spliced from 8 exons.
UUAAUCUGUCACUUCACCUUCCUCUUCCUGUGGUUAUCCAACGAUCCAUUAUCAUUUUCAAAGAAUUUAUCCUGAUAUUUUAUCGUGAACCAGGAUGGCUGUGAGGUUAUUGUCAAAAAUUAAGCUCCUGCCUGAGCUGAGAGGUGCGGCAUAUGUUAGUUCCGCCGCCGCUCCCGCUGAGCUUUCGGAUUUCGAAGUGCAGCACAAAACACCUGUUAUUCGGAAACAGAAGCUGAUCCCAGUAGCCCAAUACGGUGGUCGUCAUGCCGUUACCAUGCUGCCUGGUGGUGGGAUCGGGCCCGAGUGUAUGGGUUACGUCAGAGAUAUUUUCAAAUACAUCGGUGCACCGGUUGACUUCGAACUGGUCGACAUCGACCCUAACGUCGACAAUGACGACGAUGUACAGUACGCAAUCACGACGAUUAAAAGGAAUGGUGUUGGACUCAAGGGCAACAUCGAAACUAAGAGCGAAGCGGCGUACGUAACGUCACGUAACGUCGCGCUCCGUAACGAAUUGGACAUGUACGCGUACGUACUGAACUGCAAGUCCUAUCCGGGAGUCUCGACGAGGCACAAGGACAUCGAUGUUGUUAUUAUAAGACAGAACACAGAAGGAGAGUACGCCAUGUUGGAACACGAAUCAGUCCGAGGGGUAAUCGAGUCCAUGAAAGUUGUGACAGCCAGUAACUCGGAGCGCGUCGCGAGAUUCGCAUUCGAGUUUGCCAAGAGAAACGGCAGGAAGAAGGUAACGACGGUCCACAAAGCGAACAUCAUGAAGCUCUCCGAUGGUCUGUUCCUGGAGACGUCGCGUCGCCUCGCACAAGAGUACCCGGAGAUCGAACACAAUGAUAUGAUCAUCGAUAACUGUUGUAUGCAGCUUGUUGCUAGGCCUCAUCAAUUCGACGUGAUGCUCAUGACCAAUUUAUACGGUUCGAUCGUAUCGAACGUGGUGUGCGGUCUGCUCGGAGGCGCCGGCCUGCUGUCCGGAAGGAACUACGGCGACCACUACGCGGUCUUCGAACCCGGUACCAGGAACACUGGCACAGCGAUAGCCGGCAAGAACAUAGCAAAUCCAAUAGCUAUGAUUAACGCUUCCGUCGAUAUGCUGGAACAUCUCGGACACCACUUCCACGCUGACCUGAUAAGACGGGCCGUUAAUAAAACGAUCAACGUCGACAAGGUCCUCACCCCGGACGUGGGUGGUACAGCCUCCUCAUCGGAAGUGGUCAACAACAUUAUGGGUAAUAUUGGACGUUGCUAAAUGUAUAAUUCUGAUUAUUUUUAUUGGCUGUCCGUUUUCUUAAUAACCCGUAGAUAGAUCUAUCGAAGAAAUGCAAAUAGUUUAUUAUUGAUGGAGAUAAAUUGAGAAGGAUUUAAUAAUGAUAUCUCUUUUCAAUAUAAGUUAAAUUAUAAUAUGAAUUUGAAAAAAGAAUCUGUUGUCAAUUAAUGACGAUAUGUCAAAUGUAAUUUUAAAAAUGGAACGAACUUGUAAACUCUGAUGCACAAUUAAAUUCACUGACAUUUUCCCGACAGUUAAGUAAUUUAUAUAAAAUGUUAUUUGUUUACAAAUAAAUAGUAUUAUCCGUAGUGAUUAUUCGUUGUUGCCAGUACAUUGAUGCUAUUUUAAUUUAUCUGUAGUUAUAUAUAAUAUAAGGUUUAUUCAGAUUUAAGCGAAAUUCGCUGAAACCAUAGCGAUUUUUUAAGCGAUUUUUUGUUGAGUAAUCUUUGACUGCACUUUAAACACUCAAAUUGGAAGUUGCGAGUCGAGAGCCUUAAUACUUAAAUUAUUAAAAAAAAUAACACUUUUUUGCAACUGGCAACGCUAUGACAAGUGUCAAUACAGAAAAAUAUAUAAGUAUUCGGUUUUAUUUUUAUUAAUGUUGUCAUUGUCAUGUACUUAAAUAACUGAAGGCAACUUGUAGCUUUAAUGUAUAAUUAUUAUAUUUAAAUUUCCGACUUAAAAUCGCUUUUAUCUGAACCGAACUUUAUAUCAUCAUUAGUAAUGCAAUCCUUGCACUUUAAUGAGACAUUAUUAUUUGCUAAAUUAUUUUGACAAGUGAUCUUAAAAGUGUAAAUGGUUUUUUUUUUUAGUAUUAUUUGAAUUUCAAGCAAAUGACUAAAACCGUUAUUUUUUUUAAUAUUUAAUAUGUAUUAGUAAUAUUAGACAAUUGUAGUUUGCUAUAUUUGUAUCUGUCAUUAUCGUUAUUUAACCACAGAUUAUAUAA